AUGAAAUGUACUGCAGUGAAGAUCUCUCCCCCGAAAGGGGUACCUUACUCAAGGGGAAGUUAUUUCAAAGGGUACGAGAUCUAUCUGGAUGAGGUGAAACCUGGUGAUCUUAGCGUUAACUUUCUUCGAGAAUUUAUGGAACUUCCCUUGUCUUAUUUUGCACCUGGGGCUGCAAUGAAAUUUCAAAACUUCAUUCUUCGUUGGGGAACGCAUUACAUAACAUCUGGUAAAUUUGGUGGCCGCCUUCAGAUUCGAAAGACGAUGGACGCUAGUCAAGUUUCAAGCAAGCAAGCGUUCAGUCAAGUCAUGGAAGUAGAGUUUAGAAGCUUAUUUGCAAGCUUUCAUGGAAAGACGGAGACGCAUGAGAGUUCCAGCCAGAGACAGCAGAAGCAGACGUCUUCAACCUCCAUAAAAGCAGAAGGCGGAGAUCAAGAGAUAGCUGCCCUCAUCACUGAUUUCAACUCGCCAACAAUUAAAACGGAGCUGAAACAAUGGCUCGAGUCUAUCCGCACUUUCCCAAAACCAUACAAGUUUAUGCUGGCGCCCAUCACGGACCUACUAAAGUUCAAUGCACACUCUCUUUUCCCUCAAGAUGAUAGAGAUUGGGGCUGCGAAGGGCACAAGGACAGCCUCAAAAAAGAUCCAGACACCGGAGAGAAUUACUAUGAAGUCAAAGUUAAUGGCACCACGGUCAGAAAGUUCUGUAAGUAUCUGGACAGAGAAAGCCUUAUGUACGACAUCGAGCGGAGAAGAAACAGUCUGGAAAGAGCUAUUGGUGUUUAUAUGGAAGAGGGUCCCAUUUCAGCCACGGAGGUAAGUCUUCCAUCCGGAAAACCCGGAUGUCAGACGAAGAACUAUAACUUUCAAGAAAAGGCCUCCAAACCGUCCUGGAAAGCAAUGACGCAAGACGGGAUAACAUUUAAGGUUAUCUUUGGCCAUGACAAGGCCAUGUACGGUAGAUAUCAUGGCCUAGAAAGACUUCUACCACAGACGGAGAAGUACGUUAGAUUCUACAGAGGCAGAUGGUUCAGUGGUGAGAGUGCUGACCGGAUAGAUAUAAAAUCAGCUUGUAACUGGGGUGGAUCCUUCCAUGUUGAGGGCGACGAUCGUAGGAUAUGCAUUCUUGGCAUGAUUCUGAGGUACGACGCUGCGACUGGAUUCCUCAUUUUGAAUGAGAAAGACUUCAAAAUCACCAAAUGGGCUUGGCCGUCCCUGACAGAAAAAAAUAUCAACUCCGUCAUGGCUCGGGUGGAGUGGCCUGGAAGCGAGAUUUUUAAGUUAGAUGAAGUGAUUGGAUAUGUUCCAUGCAACGUAAAAUGGUCCAAUGCAAUGCGUUUUGAUCCAAGCGAAGAAGAGGGAAAGUGUCUGCAUUUCAUCCUUGUAACUGAAGGAACUGCAUAUGUCAUUUUCUCCGCGGUUCCAAACGACAAAAGCGCUUGGUACUAUGUGCAAAUCUCUUCGCAUGGCGUUGGGAUUUACAAGUCUCAAAAGCUGAUGGUUUCUACCCUUAACAUCAACGCUGUCGGUCUGGGAAAUGGCAUCCUUUAUCAGUCUUACUUUGUGUGUGUGAAAGAAUCACCAGAGGGAACUUUGAUUGAAUAUGGAAAAAGCCAGGGAUUCACAGAGAACCGCGACGUCUUCCUCACCAUGAAUGACACACAAAACCCUUUUUAUUCUCGUUUCUAUUCGUUUGGAAACGGGGAGGAUCCUGUGCAGGUGGUGGACGUCCAUGUUUUGUCGCGUCGGUUGUCCAAUGUCAAAUGUCGCGGUGACACAAAGUUAGACGAAAAAACAAACCUAUGUGUGCAAGAUUGUCACGAAUUAUGUGAUCCCGCACAAGGUUGCAGAGGUAGCCCCGGUGGGACACCUUUGGCCUCAGACUGCAAUGCAUGCUUGUACGGUGAAAAUGAGGAAGGCGAGUGUCUCGCGGAAGAAUAAACGGCAAUCAGCUGAUAUAGGGGAUCAUGGGAAAUGUUUUGGGAACGUGUUAUUAUCAUCAUUAUUACCAUCAAAAAUCGCAAACGACGGGGAUGACGAGAGAACAGAAUAUCGAAUAGAAGAGGAAAUUCUUUAUGUUUCCAACGGGAUGAAAAAUUUGGGAAAUAAUUUUUUAUUAACCAUCGUGUAAUUUAUUUUUGUUUUGUUUCGAAAUGCAGUCUAAACACGGCAGAGAGUGACUUGGGAUUUUAGAAAACGUUUGGCAAUUAAAAAUGUGAGGCAAAAUGGUUUAUAUUACGAUGUAUCGUUUUUAUUAAAAGGGUAUAAAGUCAGCUUCUCUGUGUCUUUCGAGGUGGUGAGGUGGUAACCAUGGUAACAUCUAGUAUACCAGCCUCCUAUCCGGAAGGGAUGAAACAACUACGGUACUUUAUAACAUUUCUUCCUUAUAUCGUAUAAUCGUAUUGCUGCAUAUCGAGGUAAAAAUUAUAUUCGACAAUUAAUUAAGCUUUGGGAUCAAAAGAGUUUUUUCGGUUGGUUUAAUUUCGAGAAAGCUCUUUAUCACUGAUGCAUAUUAUCAGAAUAAAAUUGCGUAUAAAACAUUUUUUGCGGUUUUAUACAUUUGGAUUAGAUGCUGAUGUACAGGGUAAACUUCGCUAAACG
Orbicella faveolata is the source of this 2598-nucleotide messenger RNA. RefSeq lists its product as uncharacterized. Lineage: Eukaryota; Metazoa; Cnidaria; Anthozoa; Scleractinia; Merulinidae. The record is from RefSeq and is a predicted model, not a curated record.